This is a messenger RNA of Sugiyamaella lignohabitans, 2688 nucleotides long. It is a transcript of the gene YPP1, whose product is annotated as Ypp1p. The record is from RefSeq and is a predicted model, not a curated record. Gene Ontology annotation, molecular function: protein binding. The transcript has a single exon. The coding region runs from base 1 to 2688 and encodes 895 amino acids. Lineage: Eukaryota; Fungi; Ascomycota; Dipodascomycetes; Dipodascales; Trichomonascaceae.
AUGGCACAGAUAGCUCAAGUGGAGGCCAAUUUGACACUUUUAUUGAAGAAGCGGUCAAGUCGUCAAGAUGAGCUGUUGCUGCCAGUUGUCAAAGGUAGCUCUUUAGGUGAACAAUUGAAAUCUGUAGCGUCAUCUUUUCCUGAAUUUUCAGAGUCUGGAUCUCCUGAUGCUGCAGAAGCCAAUUUUAUUCAGACUGUUGUGCGAGCCCAUCUGCAUUUAGUCCAAGGGGAUUUCCAACAGGCUGCUCAGACAUUGGGAAGCUUUCCAAUUCCGAAUAACCCGUCACUGGUAUAUACAAAAGCGGCUGCUUUUAAGGCCAAAGCAAUUUUGGGAGCCGCUUUCCAAUUGUAUGGAAAUUCCAAUGGUGCCAUUCUUACUUAUAAAGAUCCCUUAGGAAAGCCCUCGUACCCAGAAGAAGUGGCAUGGGCCGAAGUUUUGUACUAUAAAUUCGCUUCUCUAGUGACAUCUGAUGCCGGAACUGUGGCUCCUGCUAAUAGCAAGAGCUUGACACUUUAUGCCCUGAGAGAAUAUUCUAAUAUCGCUGGUAGAAGUCAAGUGGCAGUUGGUGAUCGAAAUAGCCGACUAGCAUUACAUCGAUUAUUCCUUGACCAUGCUUCUAGUGAACUUGCCAAUGAUCCUAGUAACUUACAACUUCAGAACGAUGUUCGACAGAUUUCUCAAAGUUAUGAAGGCACACUUUUCAAUGGCUCAGCCGGUCGUGGUAACAGUGAAGGACAUGGCAAGGGUGACUCUUCAAUUGAAGAAUAUCUACGGGUUUUGCUUCAGAACUGGCGUGCCACUACAACAUUGACAGUGCCAAAUGGGCGUAUUGUGGAUAAGCACCAAAUUUCAUAUGCAAAUCAUAUUUUCGAGGUGCUGAAAAAAGCUGCAUUCACCUCGUUCCAUUCACCCCUGGUCAUGAGGUACCACGUCGAGGUGUUAAGUGCCCUUGGUCACUAUUCUGAGGCAAUGGCUGCUUUUGACACCUAUUCUGCAUACCAAGAGACUCACAGGAUUCGUGUUGAGAGUGGUGGGGAUUUGGAAGGCCGCCAGGGAGAUUCUACUUCGGGUGUCUGUGAAGCUUUCCACAAAGUCAUCAAUAUUGCCAUUCAUAUUAAUAGAGAUCGCAAUAAGGCCAAAGAUCUGGCUGAUAGACUUAGUACAUGGAUACCACAUGUUGAUGCCCCAGUGGAUGGCAUCGCUGGAUUGACUAUUAAUGGAAGUUCCAGUGAAGUUACUAAUGGUCAUGCAAAUGGUAUUCCAAAUGGUCAUGCAAAUGGCGCUAUCAACGGUACCGUUCAAGAACAUUCCAAGAAAGAAAUUAACGGGUCUGUCAAUGGUAAUACUAACGGCAAAAUUGACGUUGCUCGUACUACUACUGUUGCCAGUGACGUGCCACCAGAAGUAUUGGCGAAAGCCUAUGGAGCCGUUGCCGAUGCUUAUGCAUAUUACAGCAAAGCAACAUUUUCCGACGAAUCGCAGUUCCAGUCGAUUAUUACUACUGCCUGUGAAAACUAUGAACAAUCUCUUAAAGUGUGGCCGCAACACAGCACGACGAGCUAUAACUAUGCUUUGUUAUUAGCUCAAAAUGCUGACCCGUCAAAGGCAUUGGAAGUGGUUAGAAACGGACUGGUUUACAAACAGAAUCACUAUCCUUCUUGGCACUUGCUUGCACUACUGCUGACAUCUCGUGAUGAGUAUGAAGCUGCUAAUAAGCUACUUAAUAGUGCGAUAGAGCUGGCGAUAAAGGAGUACGAAGAGGGAACACUUGGUGGAAUUGAGGUGAGAGGAUGCGUUUUGCAAAUGAAGCUCACCCAACUGGCCAUUAUUGAAGCGACCGCCAAUAUUGAGACUGUUUUGGAUUACCUUCCAGAGACCUUGGCCUUGUAUGGACAACUGUUCCCGAACUCACAACCUGUCAUUAACAAGGAAGGAGUUAAUACAAAUACCAAGGAUGAAGUGAAUGACCAUGCUGUUAAAUCUCGCCGUACAUUGAGUCGAAUAAAAACUUCAGACCGACGACACCGCAGUAGAUCUAAAUCACGAGGCCAUGCCACUAACACUAAAACUGCACCUACCUCUGAUGUUGAAGAUGAGCAGUUGUCUAAGCCAACAGAACUAUUACAGCAGCAGCUUUUCCAGGAUGUGUGGCUGUACAUUGCCGGUGUAUAUCGACGGGCGAAAAUGGAUCGUGAUGCUGAAGAGUGUAUUGUUGAGGCUGAACACAUGUUUCGAGAAUCUGCAGAUACUCAGGUUGAACUGGGUCAGCUUAUGGCUAACGACCGUCCUCUGCAUUCACUCAAACAAUUUGAAGCUGCUCUUGACGAAAAUGGCGAUCAUCUCAAUGCUACCCUGAGUCUGGCCGAGCUGGUUUUAUCUCACUCGCGACUAGGAAAGAGUGACAAGUCUGCUGAAGCAACUUCUUCUUCUUCUGUACAGCCUUUUGAAUUUUUCAUUUCUCACAAAGACGAACUAGCAGCACACGCAAGACUCCAAAGUCUUUUAGAAACUCAAGUUACAAAGAGUCCUGGAAGAUACAGCUCAGAAGCCUGGUUUUUUCUGGGUUCUAUGUAUGAGAAAGCUGGCGAAGACAAAAAUGCCCAGAAUGCUUUGUGGAAGUCUGUUCAAAUUGAGGAGGUGCGUGGUGUCCGUGACUAUAGCAUCUCGCGCUACUACGAGUUGAAAUGA